UUUUUUCAUUUUUUAGGCGAGAGGGUCUUUCCAUUGUCCUUCCGUCCCUCGAGUACCUUUCACGUUGUUCCUCCGCUUAACGGCGAUAUGGAACCUAAAGAGCAGUUUUGCCUUAAAGAGACGGAUGAGCACCGUCAAAUGCGACGAAUUGCUUUUGUAGCGGUUGUUGUUUCGACGGUUGCAGUAAUUGCUUCUGUUGUAACACUUCCAAUGCUUUAUAGUUAUGUACAGUCUUUCCAAAGCCAUUUAAUUGUUGAAAUUGACCAUUGUAAGGCAAAAAGUCGAGAUAUGUGGCUAGAAAUGACAGCACUUCAAAUUGGAAAAGGACACGUUAACCGAGUUAAACGUGGCUGGCUAUUUGGCCAGUGGGUACCAGAAAAUGGUUACGAACCAGCACAAACUGGCCCUUCAAAUACUGUCCAGUCAGCAAUAUCACAAGGCCCAAGUGGGGCAACCUAUGGACAGGGAGCUGCUGGUUAUCAACCUGUUGUUGCUCCAGAACCCGCUCCAGUUUGUUGUACUUGCCAUCAAGGACCGCCCGGACCUAUUGGUCCUGAAGGAGAACCUGGGCCAGAUGGGGAGGAUGGACCUAAUGGAAAGGACGGAACUAGUGGAAAAGAUGCGCAGAUUUUGCCAGCUCCUGUGGAGCCUCCUUGUAUUAUAUGCCCGCCAGGACCUGCUGGUCCUCAAGGCCCUGCUGGUGCUAAAGGACCACCUGGCCCUAAAGGAUCGCCUGGAGAGCCGCCAAAAGACGGAGUUCCUGGUGAACAAGGAAUGGCUGGACAACAUGGUCCACCCGGACGACCCGGACGAGAAGGACCUAGAGGAGCGCCUGGCUCUCCUGGUCGUCUUAUUCCCGUGCCUGGACCUCAAGGUCCAGCCGGACCUCCGGGCGUUGUUGGACCACCAGGAGCCCCUGGAGCUGCCGGACCUCCUGGUCAAUCAUUUGAAGGUCCUCCUGGACCUCCUGGCGAGCCUGGACGUCCCGGACGUGAAGGCCGUCCUGGCGGACCUGGACCUGCUGGACCUCCUGGACAAGAUGGAGAAAAGGGCAGUUGUGAACACUGUCCAGAACCGCGUACUCCUCCCGGAUAUUUCGCGGAGGCAAGUGCAAAAAGUGGUGGAUAUCAUUAA
This is a messenger RNA of Meloidogyne enterolobii, 1134 nucleotides long. The record is from the annotation of a GenBank genome assembly. Lineage: Eukaryota; Metazoa; Nematoda; Chromadorea; Rhabditida; Meloidogynidae.